Amoebophrya sp. A120 is the source of this 1109-nucleotide messenger RNA. The record is from the annotation of a GenBank genome assembly. Lineage: Eukaryota; Dinophyceae; Syndiniales; Amoebophryaceae.
GGAGACGUGCACGGGGUACAACUUCAACGGCGCCUGUUUGAUUUUCGUGAGACAGAUCCCGACCAAGGGCAUGGGACAGGAGCAGCCCGAUGCAAGUUGGGGCGAUAACGAACUCUGGACUAACCUGCAGCUCCCGACCGACCAGCAAGUAUCCUGCGCAAAAGUAUCGUACUCGUAUUGCAAUCAUGCAUUUACAAAUCCUUCUGUUAAGGUAAAUCGGCAUUACAAAUUUUAUUUGUCAUGCUGAGGAAAUUUGUAAUGCGAGUACGAUACUUUUGCAGUUCAUAGCAACUCGUCUUAGACGAUGUCCACUCCUGGGCGAUGGGCAGGGUGGCAGACUGCAUGCGGAAGGACACAACGGUAUCACCCGGCGACGAACUAUCUCAGUGCAAACCAGCCCUGGCGGAUACCAACCCCGUGCCGAAUGGCGACAGCGCGACGGCAAGGCGGAAGUGGGGCGGCGUGCCGAUUGGGUGUUCACUGGAAACGGAGAACUUCGGGUACAUGUACACGCGGAUUGAAAUAUCGUAAGGAAAAAUCCCCCCUCCCCAUAUCGAAAAGGAACGCCUCAGAAAAUUUGUGAUGCUGAUUUGUGGCCACAAAUGGUGUUUGUCUUGCAGGAAAGCAACGACGUGCACUCCGCCCCAUUAUGCAGGCGGUUUGUAAUGCUGUUGGUCCUACAGCAUAGACGUUCCUCAUGCUAAGUGCCUAGGCCUAAACCUCUCCACAUUGGCACGAUGUGUGCCUGCAGUCCCCUACUGCAAGACAAAUCUGAUUUGUGUACGCAAAUCCAGCAUCAGAAAUUUCCUUUUGAUAUGGGGUGGGGGCUUUUUUCACUUUGAUACGAAAACACCGAGUCCAAUUUCAUCAAAGACAUUAACCCUGACCAAGCCGGGGAUCAACCCUACUACGACGCGGCAGACAACACCUGUGUUUCCUCCCAUUUCCAGCCCGUCUGCAAAAAGAAGAGCCUGGACGGCACGAACUACGGGUGGCGGUCGAAGACACGGGAGAUCACGCGUAUGAAUGAGCACAACGGACAGGCCUGCGACACCCACCACGCCGUGCAGGAAUGUGAUGCGGAUGCCAAGAUCUGCACCCGAAGGGAC